Messenger RNA from Zophobas morio, 1310 nucleotides. RefSeq names its product mannose-1-phosphate guanyltransferase beta (gene Gmppb). The transcript has 2 exons. Gene Ontology annotation, molecular function: mannose-1-phosphate guanylyltransferase (GTP) activity; GTP binding. Bases 126 to 1220 code for a protein of 364 amino acids. Gene Ontology annotation, biological process: GDP-mannose biosynthetic process. The record is from RefSeq and is a predicted model, not a curated record. Gene Ontology annotation, cellular component: cytoplasm. NCBI's taxonomy places the organism in Eukaryota, Metazoa, Arthropoda, Insecta, Coleoptera, Tenebrionidae.
UUGACAUUUGUUUACGUACACGUCACUUGUCAACACGUCAACCCCAGUAAUCCAAAUCUCGGCUUAUCACUUAUGUGCUUGAUUUGUUUUCGCUGUGACGUGUCCUGCCAACGAAGCACCGCACAAUGACGAAGGAACAAAUGCGCGCCCUGAUUCUGGUAGGGGGCUACGGCACGCGCCUCCGCCCCCUCACCCUUAGCCGCCCCAAGCCCCUGGUGGAGUUCGCCAACAAGCCCAUUCUCCUGCACCAAAUGGAGGCUUUGGUGGAGGCUGGAGUCACCGAGGUGAUCCUAGCCGUUUCCUACAGAGCCGAGCAAAUGGAGCAGGAACUCAAAGCCGAAGCUGUGAAGUUGGGCAUCAGUUUGAUUUUCUCGCACGAGACGGAGCCCCUGGGGACCGCGGGCCCGAUUGCGCUGGCCAGGGAGCACUUACUGAAGAGCAGCAAGCCGUUCUUUGUGCUGAAUUCGGACAUUAUUUGUGAUUUUCCGUUCAAGGAGUUGGCCAAGUUUCAUAGGGAUCAUGGGCAGGAGGGGACGAUUGUGGUGACGAAGGUGGAAGAGCCGUCCAAGUAUGGGGUGGUAGUGUAUGAUUCAACCCAGUGUAUAGAAAGCUUCGUGGAGAAGCCUCAGGAAUUUAUUUCGAAUAAAAUUAAUGCAGGUUUGUACAUCCUAAACCCCAGCGUGGUCAACCGAAUCCAACUCCGUCCCACUUCCAUCGAGAAGGAAAUCUUCCCCGUAAUGGCCAAAGACCAGCAGCUCUUCGCCUUCGAACUCCAAGGCUUCUGGAUGGACGUCGGCCAGCCCAAAGACUUCCUCACCGGCAUGUGUCUUUACCUCAAAGACUUGCGCGCCAAGAACUCCGAGAAGCUGUACAAAGGUCCAGGCGUGGUCGGCAACGUGUUGGUGGACCCCACGGCGAAAAUCGGCCCCAAUUGCCAGAUAGGCCCCAACGUCACCAUCGGGCCGGGCGUGGUCAUCGAAGAGGGCGUGUGCGUGAAACGGUCCACCAUCUUGAGGGACGCUGUGAUCAAGUCGAAUUCGUGGCUUGAAAGUUGCAUUGUUGGGUGGCGGUGUUCGGUGGGGAAGUGGGUUCGGAUGGAAGGAACGACGGUUCUGGGGGAGGAUGUCAUAGUGAAGGAUGAAACGUAUAUUAAUGGAGGACAGGUUUUGCCCCAUAAGAAUAUUACCGUGUCUGUGCCAGAGCCCCAGAUUAUUAUGUAGGAGACUAUUGUCUAUUUUUACUUUAUUGUCGAUUCCAUUGUGCAUUAUUAUUGUUUAAGUGAUUUUGUUUUUAAUAAAAAAUUUGAAGAG